Messenger RNA from Microtus ochrogaster (prairie vole), 3480 nucleotides. RefSeq names its product protein tyrosine phosphatase domain containing 1 (gene Ptpdc1). The record is from RefSeq and is a predicted model, not a curated record. Gene Ontology annotation, biological process: protein dephosphorylation; cilium assembly. NCBI's taxonomy places the organism in Eukaryota, Metazoa, Chordata, Mammalia, Rodentia, Cricetidae. Gene Ontology annotation, molecular function: protein tyrosine phosphatase activity.
CUCCAGCUCUUGCUUGCCCGGAGCCAGUGAGUGCCAUGCAGGUGCAGGACCCAUCCCGCAGGCCCUCGGCUGUGCACUUCCUCAGUGCCUUCCUGCAGGGCCGCCGGCACUCCACUUCUGACCCGGUCCUGAGGCUACAGCAAGCCCGGCGUGGCUCUGGCUCUGCCACCAAGCUGCUGUCCUCAUCUUCUAUCCAAGUGAUGGUGGCUGUGUCUUCUGUCAGCCGUACGGAGGGGAAUCCAACUUUUCCCGAGAGAAAAAAAAAUUCCGAACGCCCAACACCAAAGUACACAAAGGUGGGAGAACGUUUACGGCAUGUCAUCCCUGGACACAUGGCAUGUUCCAUGGCAUGUGGUUGGAGAGCAUGUAAGUAUGAGAAUCCUGCACGCUGGAGUGAGCAGGAGCAAGCCAUAAAGGGAGUGUACUCCUCCUGGGUCACUGACAGUAUCCUGGCCAUGGCUCGCCCGUCCUCUGAGGUGCUGGAGAAGUAUCACAUCAUCGAGCAGUUCCUCGGUCACGGCAUAAAAACAAUCAUCAACCUUCAGCGCCCUGGUGAGCAUGCCAGCUGUGGGAACUCGCUGGAACAAGAGAGUGGUUUCACGUACCUUCCUGAAGCCUUCAUGGAGGCCGGCAUUUAUUUCUACAACUUCGGAUGGAAGGAUUAUGGCGUAGCAUCCCUCACUGCCAUCUUAGACAUGGUAAAAGUGAUGACAUUUGCCUUACAGGAAGGAAAAGUAGCUGUCCACUGCCACGCAGGGCUUGGGCGAACAGGUGUUCUAAUAGCAUGUUACUUAGUUUUUGCAACAAGAAUGACUGCUGACCAAGCAAUUAUAUUUGUGCGAGCAAAACGCCCCAAUUCCAUACAAACCAGAGGGCAGCUGCUUUGUGUACGGGAAUUCACUCAGUUUCUGGCUCCACUCCGAAAUAUUUUCUCUUGCUGUGAUCCCAAAGCACAUGCCGUUACCCUAGCCCAGUACCUGAUUCGCCAGCGUCAUCUGCUUCAUGGUUACGAGGCCCGACUUCUAAAACAUGUGCCAAAGAUCAUCCACCUGGUCUGCAAGCUCCUGCUCGACCUGGCUGAGAACAGGCCAGUAGUCAUGAAGAGCAUGACAGAAGGACCUGGACUCUCUGCUGAAAUUGAAAAGACUGUGUCGGAGAUGGUUACGAUGCAACUGGAUCAAGAGUUACUGAGGCAGAGCAGUGACGCACCUGACCCGUUUCACCCCACUGCAGUGGCGGCCGAGUUCGAGGACCAGGAUGUGAGCCUUUCUAAUGAGCAUGACCUUGACCCCCUCUGGAAGAGGAGGAAUGCUGAGAGUCUUCAGCCCCUGACACAUCUGAAAAGGCAGCUCAGCUACAGUGACUCAGACUUAAAAAGGGCCAAAGCUAUUCUGGAGCAAGGGGAGACACCUUGGACAGUACCUGCCCAGGACUUGCUAGACCACAGCCUCCAGCAGCAGAAGCAUAUCAGCCAUUGUUACAUGUCACCGACUCCAGAGCUAGGUUUAAAUAAGGAAGCAUUGGUUCACAGUACAUUUUCUUUCUGGACUCAUUCAAAGUGCGGAGGCUUAGAAGGACUCAAGGAUGAGGGAUCACCACUUUUCUGUAGGAAGGACAUUCCAAAGGAAGUACAGCGGAGCAGAACCUUCUCUGUGGGUGUUUCCUGUUCACACAAUCCUGGAGAACCAGUGCCACCCAACUUUGCAAGUAUCCCUAGGGGUCCAGAGCAAGUCACUCACUGUCGGGGUGAAGCUCCUGGUGGUUGGGUUCCAGGCUCUGUUCAGGGGGAAGGGAGGACUCCCUGCAGCCCUCUAAACUGUGGCUCCUCCAGUCCUAAGGCACAGUUCCCAUAUGGACAGAAAAUCCAAGACAGCACAUACCUGUCGGAAGCAAUGCCACAUACUGGUUUGCAGUCUGAACUGAGCGCUGAGGCAAGGAGAAUAUUGGCAGCCAAAGCCCUUGCAAAUUUAAAUGAGUUUGUGGAAAAGGAGGAAGUGAAAAGAAAAGUGGAAAUGUGGCAGAAAGAAUUGAAUUCCCGGGAGGGAGCCUGGGAAAGAAUAUGUGGUGAGAGAGACCCUUUCAUCUUGUGCAGUUUGAUGUGGUCUUGGGUGGAGCAACUGAAAGAGCCUGUAAUCACCAAAGAGGAUGUGGACAUGUUGGUUGACAGACAAGCAGAUGCUGGUGAUGCCCUGUUUUUACUAGAGAAGGGUCAGUACCAGACCAUCCUCUGUGUGUUGCAUUGUAUAGUGAGCCUGCAGACACUUCCCGUGGAGGUGGAGGAAGCGUGCCUUUCACAUGCCAUCAAAGCUUUCACCAAGGUUAAUUUUGACUCUGAAAAUGGACCAAUAGUUUACAACACCCUGAAGAAGAUAUUUAAGCACACAUUGGAAGAGAAAAGAAAAAUGGCAAAAGACAGCCCUAGGCCUGGCCUCGCCUGAAGCUUCCUUCUCUGGACAAGUAUCCGUCCUAAGGGUCCAUCCCACCUAAGGGUGGCGCUUCUGCUCCCAUGUGGACGUGGCAUGCUGGCACUGCCCUUCCUUGCCACACUUCGUUGUCAACGCUGUGUCUCUUGUGCUGAGAAUAGUGGUUCUUUUUUAAAGUAGUUAUUUAUUUUAAAAUAUCCUUGAGCUGUGUCUUGAAAAUUUGCCAUAAAGUUGGUGCCACUUUAUUUAUUUACUGAAUUAAUAUAGUUGUACUGACAUUUUACGUAUAUUUGUGUCCUUACUCUUUUUGACAUUUUGAAGGAAAAAAAAAUAACUCUUCCUUCCAAAACAGUUAUUUUCUUAACAGAACUCUUCCUGGAGUUUCUACCAAAUAGAUCAUUUUAGCAGUAAAACCUUACUAUAUAUCCCCCCCACACAAGGCAUAUAUGUGUCCCCUUCAUCAGAACUAUGACCUAAGAAAGUCACCAAGUGUCUUAAAAUGUUUUAUAUUUGUUACUAAGAAGGCUAUUAAUACAUUUUAAAGAACUUUAAAAAACUUUGAAGUUUUUUUGUUUUCUUUUCUCUUUUUACAGAUGUGACAAAGCCUUUCAAAGUCUGUUAUUUUUCAAUGAUCCAACGAUUCAGUUUUCUUUAAUAGACUGACUGGAGAGGUUGGGACUUGGUACUUGUGGAAAGUAGCCCUGCUCUUUGUCAGGCGUCCAGAUACCCUCUCCCUUGGCUGUCCGAGGAGGGAGCCACUCUCAACCCAGAAGCCUUAUUUCACUUCCCCAGCCUGCUGCUCAGCCAGUUCACUUCUUUUCAGAGAAGUGGGAUCAGAAGUGACCACUGGGGGCAGUUGCUAAGGAGCAGAACUGGCCUUUGUCCUCCCAGGGACUGUGCAGAAGGGACUGCAGCUCUGGGAGAAGGCUCCUCGCCAACCCUGCUCUCUUGUGGCACUGUGACCAUUCUGACAGGGAGCUCAGACCUGGAGUAAUGGCAUUGCUGUCUGUGUCCCCCCCCAGCCCACUGUCUGCCCCAGGAGUGGUGGCAUUGCUGG